Phaeoacremonium minimum UCRPA7 is the source of this 1530-nucleotide messenger RNA. RefSeq names its product putative ser thr protein phosphatase family protein. NCBI's taxonomy places the organism in Eukaryota, Fungi, Ascomycota, Sordariomycetes, Togniniales, Togniniaceae. Gene Ontology annotation, molecular function: endopolyphosphatase activity; phosphatase activity. Gene Ontology annotation, cellular component: cytoplasm. The coding region runs from base 1 to 1530 and encodes 509 amino acids. Gene Ontology annotation, biological process: polyphosphate catabolic process. The record is from RefSeq and is a predicted model, not a curated record. The transcript has a single exon.
AUGUUACCCGCCGCCAUCUCGGUCCGCCGGCGGCGACCCAUCCUGACCGUCGUCGGCAUCGUCGCCGUACUGACUUUCUACCUGAGCUACACGCGCAUGAUCUCAUCCCCCUUCUCCGUCUUCCAGCCCGCCGCACCCCCCGAGCCAGCCUCGCCUGGCACUGGCACAGGCACUGGCACAGGCACUGGCACAGGCACUGGCACAGGCACCGACGGCAAAACCGGGACCGUCGCCAAGCCGCCCGGCGAGUACCACGAUCUCAGAGUCCCCGGCCAGGCUCCCCUGCCCUACCUGUCCUACGGCACGACCGCGCGGCCCGCCAUCAAGGGCCUGACGACCAUGAUCGGCGACCUGCCCGCGGAGCACGUCCCCAAGCCCGGCUCCGGCAAGCGGCUCAUCAUCGUGGGCGACGUGCACGGCCAGAAGUCGGCCCUCGAGGCGCUGCUCAAGAAGGUCAACUUUGACAACAAGAAGGGCGACCACCUGAUCCUCGCCGGCGACCUGGUCAACAAGGGCCCCGACAGCGCCGGCGUCGUCCAGCUCGCCAUGGACCUCGAGGCCAGCGCCGUGCGCGGCAACCACGACGACCGCGUGCUCCUGACCGACGCCGCCUCCAAGACGCAGCUCGUCGCGGGCACGGAUGGCGACAGCAACGGCGGCGGCGGCGGCGGCGGCGGCGAAGGCGGCAGUGGAUCGACUGGCAAUGCCAACAUCCUCGGCAUGACCGAGAAGGACAGUGACGGUAAGGACAUCACGAACAAGAUCUACGGCGACGAGGCCAAGAAGACCAAGCGAGAGGAGGAGAAGAAGGACGAAAAGGACAAGCCCAAGACGACGGGCGACGUCAUGGACAACCUGGAGCAGAACCCCUUCUCGCACGGCGACUACGAGGACCGCGAGACGGCCAAGAAGCUCACGGCGGGCCAGCUGUCGUGGCUGUCGCAGCGGCCCGUCAUCCUGCGCGUGGGCACGAUCCCCGGCUCGAAGCUGCCGAACCUGGUCGUCGUGCACGCGGGGCUCGUGCCCGGCGUGGCGCUCGAGCGCCAGGACGCGUGGGCGGCGAUGAACAUGCGGGCGCUCGUGUACCCGAUCGACGACGUGCGCAAGAAGGCGGUGCGCGAGUACCUGGAGAAGCGGGCCAAGGACCGCGCCGGCAAGGACCGCAAGCCGGCGCGCGUGACGGACGAGCAGGUCGACAAGGAGCUGGCGCGCCUCAAGCAGCAGCAGCACCUCGAGGUCGACGACCGCACCAAGCAGGUCGCCCUGCCCACCGAGUGGCGCAACGGCGAGGCCUGGUCCACCGCCUGGAACCGCUUCCAGGCCACGCUGCCCGAGGCGGAGCGCUCCGCCGUCGUCUACGGCCACGACGCCCGCACCGGCCUCAACGCCGACAACGCCUACACCUUUGGCCUCGACUCCGGGUGCGUCUACGGCCGCCAGCUGUCGGCCAUGGUCAUCGAGGCCAAGGACACGUCCGUCGACCACCGCAUCAUCCAGAUCGACUGCGAGGAGUCCGCGAAGGACAGCUGA